This is a messenger RNA of Lipotes vexillifer (Yangtze River dolphin), 659 nucleotides long. Its product is annotated as C-C motif chemokine 4. Gene Ontology annotation, biological process: eosinophil chemotaxis; antimicrobial humoral immune response mediated by antimicrobial peptide; inflammatory response. The record is from RefSeq and is a predicted model, not a curated record. Lineage: Eukaryota; Metazoa; Chordata; Mammalia; Artiodactyla; Lipotidae. The coding region runs from base 77 to 355 and encodes 92 amino acids. Gene Ontology annotation, molecular function: chemokine activity; CCR chemokine receptor binding. The transcript is spliced from 3 exons. Gene Ontology annotation, cellular component: extracellular region.
ACAGGGCACAGAAGGGUUCUGAAGCUUCUGGGUUCUGCAGUCCAAGCUCCAGGCAAGUCUCUCCUCCACCAAGACCAUGAGGCUCUGCAUGACCGUCCUCUCCUUCCUCGUGCUCGCAGCUGCUUUCUGCUCUCUGGCACUCUCAGCACCAAUGGGCUCAGACCCUCCCACUGCCUGCUGCUUCUCUUACACCCUGCGGAAGCUUCCUCGCAACUUCGUGAUCGAUUAUUAUGAGACCAGCAGUCUCUGCUCCCAGCCAGCUGUGGUAUUCCAAACCAAAAAGGGCAGGCAGGUAUGCGCCAACCCCAGUGAUCCCUGGGUCCAGGAGUACAUGGAUGACCUUGAACUGAACUGAGCUGCUCUGAGGCCGGGGCAAGUGUUCUGCAGGAAAGAUCACCUGAGCCCAACACUUCUCAGCAAGACGCACCCUCUCCACAUUCACGACCCCUCCCAGUAGUCCCUGUUCCUUCUCUUAAUUUAAUCUUUAUUAUGUACUAUGUUAUUAUUAUUGUAUUUGGUGUUGUUUCCCACUAUUUAUGUUUGUUUUGCCAAAGGACAUGUGUCCCCCAUGGGGAUGGUCCACCAUCACUGUUUCUCUGCUAUUGCGGAUACAUGGAUAAUGCAAUUGAGUCCAAGUGUUAAUAAAAUUUUUUAAAAAU